AUGCCAGAACUCGCGCAACUACUAGACAAGCUCCACACAACACACUUUUCCGACAUGACAUUCUCCACUGUUAGCACCAUUGCCAAUUACAUUAAAGGCCACGCCAACAACAGCUCAAAUAUUGAUGAAAACAUCAAUACCCUUAGCACAAACCAGCAGGACACUCUCAUGAAGGUUCUUUACUGUUGUCUUGCCAACGACAGUGGAUCUAGCGCAACCUACUUUCGCUGGCACGAAAAACUAUACAGGACAGCAGGAAGUGGUGCCAUCAUUCGUGUAAUGACUGACAUGGCAACAUGA
Trypanosoma rangeli is the source of this 300-nucleotide messenger RNA. Its product is annotated as ARP2/3 complex subunit. Lineage: Eukaryota; Euglenozoa; Kinetoplastea; Trypanosomatida; Trypanosomatidae. The record is from RefSeq and is a predicted model, not a curated record. The transcript has a single exon. Gene Ontology annotation, biological process: Arp2/3 complex-mediated actin nucleation; regulation of actin filament polymerization. Gene Ontology annotation, cellular component: actin cytoskeleton; cytoplasm; Arp2/3 protein complex. Gene Ontology annotation, molecular function: actin filament binding. The coding region runs from base 1 to 300 and encodes 99 amino acids.